CCUUCACCUUCCAGCCUCUGCUGACCACACCUCCCCUAGCGCAGAGGCUGCCCCGAGAGCAGGAAAUGCUGUACCAGCACAGCCGGCUCCCCGGGAUCCUGGUCUGACUGCUAGGAUGGAGGUGGGGCCGGCAACCAAGACCUUCGUGCUGGAGCUGAGAUGUCUUGAGGAUGGGGGCCCAGGGCCUGACACCCUCUCAGGUGGCAGCGGUGGGAGCGAGAGUCAGGAGGAGGAAGAGGCUCAGGAGGACAGGAGCAGCCCCCAACAGCCAGCAAUCACAGCCCCAACAGAGGCCAGGGAAAUCACUGAGGGAGCCCGGCUGGAACAACAGGAGUCACAACAGUCAGAACAGCAGCCAGAGCUGCAACAACAGCCACAGCCUGAGCAGCUGCAAGAGCAGCAACCACAAAACCAACUAUUACGACAUCAGCCAGAAUUGCAACAGCAGCAGCAGCAGCAGCAGGAUGGGCAACAGCAGCUAUCUCAACUACAGCAGGAACUACAGGAAAAACACCAAUCCAUGCAGCAUCAGGAACUGAAACCAGAACUGCAGCAAAUGCAACAGCAACAACAGUUACAGGAACAGCAAGUGCAAGAGCAACAGCUAUUACAGCAGCAGCAUGAACAGUUACAACAGCAGCAAGUGCAAGAGCAACAGCAGCAACAGCAGAAACAGUUACAGCAGCAGCAAGUGCAAGAGCAACAGUUUUUGCAGCAACAGCAGGAACAGUUACAGCAGCAGCAAGUGCAACCAUUGUUGCAGCAACAGCAAGAACAGUUACAGCAGCAGCAAAUGCAACCAUUGUUGCAGCAACAGCAGCAACAGUUACCGCAGCAGCAACAGUUACUGUUGCUACAGCAGCAGGCACAAUUACAGCAGCAGCUGUUGCAGCAGCAGCAGGCACACUUACAGCAGCAGCUGCUGCAGCAGCAGCAGGUACAGUUACACCAGCAGCUAUUGCUGCAGCAGCAGGCACAGUUACAGCAGCAGCAACAGCAGCAGCUGUUGCAACAGCAGCAAGAACAGUUGCAACAGCAGCAGCUGCAGCCCCCUCCGAUGGAGCCAGAGGAGGAGGAAGAGGUGGAGCUGGAGCUCAUGCCUGUGGACCUGGAGUCGGAGCAGGAGCAGGAGCUGGAGCAGCAGCGGCAGGAGCUGGAGCGGCAGCAGGAACUGGAGCGGCAACAGGAACUGGAGCGGCAGCAGGAGCAGAGGCAGCUGCAGCUGAAACUGCAGGAGCAGCUGCAGCAGCUGGAGCAACAGCUAGAACAGCAGCAGCAGCUGGAGCAGCAGCAGCUGGAGCAGCAGGAAGUGCAGCUGGAGCUGACCCCCGUGGAGCUGGGCGCCCAGCAGCCAGAGCUGCAGCUGGAACUGGUGCCCGCUGCAGGGGGCAGCGGGGCGGCUGUGCCGGGGGCUCCUGCCGCGGUCGUGGUGGCCCCGCCGGGCUACGUGGUGCUGCAGGAGCUCAUGGUGCUGCCCGCCGUGGCCACGCCGACCGUGGUGGCCAUCCCGGGCCCGGCGGGCAGCGCGGCGCUGACACCUGCGCGGCAGCGGAGGCGGCGGCGCGCCCGGGACCGGCCGACCAUCUGCGGGGAGUGUGGCAAGGGCUUCAGCCGCAGCACGGACCUGGUGCGGCACCAGGCCACGCACACGGGCGAGAGGCCGCACCGCUGCGGCGAGUGCGGCAAGGGCUUCUCGCAGCAUUCGAACCUGGUGACGCACCAGCGCAUCCACACGGGCGAGAAGCCCUACGCCUGCUCCUACUGCAACAAGCGCUUCAGCGAGAGCUCGGCGCUCGUGCAGCACCAGCGCACGCACACGGGCGAGCGGCCCUACGCCUGCGGCGACUGCGGCAAGCGCUUCAGCGUGUCCUCCAACCUGCUGCGCCACCGGCGCACGCACUCGGGCGAGCGGCCGUACGUCUGCGAGGACUGCGGCGAGCGCUUCCGCCACAAGGUGCAGAUCCGCCGCCACGAGCGCCAACUGCACGGCGCCGGCCGUUCGAGGGGCCUCGGCCUGCUGCGUGCCCCGCGGCCCGCAGCCCCCGGAGGUCCCCCGCGCGCCGAGCAGGCCACUGCGCCCACCGACAAGGCUCCGUGAGCCGCGGAGCCACGCUGCCUGCGGGAAGCCCCACACCUAGGGCGCAGGGGGAGGACACCUUGACCCCGGCGCGUGGUCGCUCGCUGGAGACAUCUUGGAAUGGCCUUGGGGGAGGCCAGCUUCCAUAGUGGCCCGGAGUCCCUGAAAGUACGGGGUUCACACGUCAUCCCCCAAAACGAUCCUCAAGAGAAAAGCCCAACUGGGGCAGAAACAGCACGUGGGACACAUUUGUUCCUGAGCAGCGUGGCCAAGAGGGCUGCCCAGUGAGAAACGAGAGCCACAGAGGAAACUCUCAGCCACAAUUGGUGACAUUUCAUGCGGACACGAACCAGGGAAUCAAACACAUGUCGUGAAAUGAGCAUGGGAAAGAUUUGAUCCUGGUGAAAUUAUUUCAAGGAGAAAAACGGGCAAAAAAAGGAAACUUUAUGUGCACUAUG
Molecule: messenger RNA, 2535 nt
Organism: Propithecus coquereli (Coquerel's sifaka)
Lineage: Eukaryota; Metazoa; Chordata; Mammalia; Primates; Indriidae
Gene: ZNF853
Product: zinc finger protein 853
Exons: 5
Coding region: 116-2098 (660 amino acids)
Source: RefSeq, a predicted model, not a curated record